AUGCCCGACCUCAACUCGUUCUCCAGAUCACCACGGGGUGGUUCAAAUUCCCAGGCUUCGGGGACGAGUUCUGUCGCCACGCAACAACCAUCCGUACCUGCGUCAAGGAGAACUUCGACACAAAUGCUACCUCCACCGCUGCCUCAGAACAACAGCCUUCCCAGCUCACCCAGGCCAGCACAGGUGGCGAUGAUGGACAAUACAGGUGUCGGUUUAGGCCCAGGUCCUAUCCGACAUCCCAGACCUCUCACGGCGGCCGAGUUACACCUGGAACUUGAAAAAGAACAAGAGAGCAUUGUCAAUCGACUAACUCGAGAACUCUCUGCGUUACGAGCCCAAACUGCCUCUGUUGCCUCUACCACCUCGUCCACCUCCGAGCAGCUGUUUGCCAAUGACCCGUACAAUACAACUACAACGGGAACCACAAUCAUCCCCACGAACACCCGACGUCACCGUUCCUCCUCGAACCUCUCUACUCGUUCGGCUCGUUCAAUCCGUGAGAGUCUCUCCAAUGCUGCCAACACCAGCGUCUCUGGCGUGGCAGCCCCACGAGACCAGAGCGUCCAAGCCAGCGCGCGGCCCAGCAUGGAAAUGAGCAGGCCGGAUAUGAGUCGACAGAACUCGACCUCUGCGACGGGGUUUCGAUCUAGUUCCAUUACUUCUUCCCCACAUUUGACCCAGGGAGGAUACGCAUAUCCGCAUCGCAGCUCUGUGUCGUCGACAAUUGACGGCUCGUCUGGGGUCCCUCAUGCCGCAAUGACACGCUCUCCAAGCUCCAAUGCAGCUAUUGCGCAAGCCAGGUACGAAGAGGCGGCAUUGCAGCGAGCGGAACUUGAGGCCGUGAAGCGCGAGAACGAGGCAUUGAGAGCACGGGUCAAGGAGCUGGAGAAGAGUUUGCAAAAGGCCAAUGAGCAGACGCAGUCAACGGAUACGGCCUGA
This is a messenger RNA of Fonsecaea nubica, 939 nucleotides long. RefSeq lists its product as hypothetical. The transcript has 3 exons. The record is from RefSeq and is a predicted model, not a curated record. Lineage: Eukaryota; Fungi; Ascomycota; Eurotiomycetes; Chaetothyriales; Herpotrichiellaceae. The coding region runs from base 1 to 939 and encodes 312 amino acids.